CAUGUCGUAUGAUUGUAAACAAAUGCUGAACACGUGGUGUAGUUGUCCUAAGAUGUUUAUUAAUAGUUAUUAAUGUUUAAUGUUUUAGUUUGAAUUAUUUUGUAUUACACAAUGAAAGUAUUUAAGGAAAUUAAUUGCUUAUAUCGAUCUUAUCACACUAUACCAAAUAUAAAUCAGUUUUGGAGUUUCAAUCUUAGUUGCAAUGAUGCAAUGUGUAAAAGUCAAAAGCUUUUGUUGAAACAUGGACUCAUUCAAGUAUCAAGUACUGGUAUCUAUCAUUUUUUGCCUCCAAUGGUGAAAGCACUUGAGAAAUUAAUAAACAUUGUUGAUGAAGAAAUGAAAAAUAUCGGUGGAGAAAAAAUGAUUAUGCCAUCUCUGACUCCGGGACGUUUAUGGAAAUUUUCAGGUCGUUGGGAUAAAAUAGGAGAAGAGUUAUAUAAAUUAAAAGAUAGAAAUGAUACAGAAAUGUGUUUAGGACCUACUCAUGAAGAAGCCAUAACUGAAUUAAUGUCUCGUCAUCAAGCAUUUUUAUCUCAUAAAUUAUUUCCAAUGAAAUUAUAUCAAAUAACAACAAAAUUCCGUGAUGAAAUGAGACCAAGAUUUGGUCUUCUGAGAACAAAAGAAUUCAUUAUGAAAGAUAUGUAUACAUUUGAUACCUCCGAGGAAGAAGCAGUUGAAACAUAUAAUCAUGUCUGUAAAGCAUAUGAAAAUAUAUUUAAAAAGUUAGGUAUAUUACCAGUUAAAGUUAAAGGUACAUUUGGAAAUAUAGGAGGUAGAUAUACAGAUGAAUUUCAUUUUCUUAGUGAUAUUGGUGAAGAUGACUUAACUUUCUGUAAAAAAAUACUUCAAAUGGGAUGCUUUGGAUUAGGUGUGUCAAGAGUAUUAGGUGCAUGUUUAGAACUUCUAUCGACAGAAAAUGAAUUAAAAUGGCCUUUACAAAUAGCUCCUGCAUUAGUCUGUGUGAUUACACCAAAGGCUGGUGGCAAAGAAGAAUCUGCAAUGCAGUUUGCUCAUGACAUCUCAUUCUCAUUGAACCAACUGGAACAUUUGAAAGAUAAUGUAAUUCUAGAUCAAAGAACAAAGUUAACAAUUGGCUAUCGUUUUAAUAAUGCCAAAGAAAUUGGUCUUCCAUAUAUUGUCAUUAUUGGCAAAAAGGUACAAAGAUUAAUUUAAUGUAGUAUUUCUUUUGUUUGAUAAUUAACUUGAUUUAUAAAGUUGAAAUUUAAAAAUAACUUCAAAAUCUUUGGUUUAAAGCAUAGGUUACAGUCCUGUAUGAAUUUUUAAAAUUCAAAAUGACUCAGACUUGAUGAAUAUUAUAAUUUAUAAAGAAAUAGUUGAAAAUAUGUAGAUUUUUAUUUUACUCUUUUCAUUCUGUGAGCACUAAAAGGCCUUUUUCAAGCUCAUUGUGGGUUGGCCUAAAAGUCAGGUCCACAGUAGGGUGGCCAGAUAGUGAGGAAUGGAGUAUGAUCUGUCCAGGAUACACAACUCAAAAAAAAUUACUGGGGUGUUUUGACUGUCUAGAUCAGUGUUUCUCAACGGGGGCGAUAUCACCCCCAUGUGGUCGUUUUUCCAUGUUGAGGGGGCGAUUAGUAACAAUUUAUA
Messenger RNA from Centruroides sculpturatus (bark scorpion), 1602 nucleotides. Its product is annotated as probable proline--tRNA ligase, mitochondrial. Gene Ontology annotation, molecular function: ATP binding; proline-tRNA ligase activity. Gene Ontology annotation, cellular component: mitochondrion; cytoplasm. The record is from RefSeq and is a predicted model, not a curated record. Gene Ontology annotation, biological process: prolyl-tRNA aminoacylation. NCBI's taxonomy places the organism in Eukaryota, Metazoa, Arthropoda, Arachnida, Scorpiones, Buthidae. Bases 112 to 1173 code for a protein of 353 amino acids. The transcript has 9 exons.